This is a messenger RNA of Daldinia caldariorum, 2832 nucleotides long. RefSeq names its product zf-UBP-domain-containing protein. The record is from RefSeq and is a predicted model, not a curated record. Gene Ontology annotation, molecular function: ubiquitin protein ligase activity; zinc ion binding. NCBI's taxonomy places the organism in Eukaryota, Fungi, Ascomycota, Sordariomycetes, Xylariales, Hypoxylaceae. The transcript is spliced from 2 exons. Gene Ontology annotation, biological process: protein ubiquitination; Ras protein signal transduction. Gene Ontology annotation, cellular component: cytoplasm. Bases 349 to 2514 code for a protein of 721 amino acids.
GUUUAAGUCUUAAUCGACAGUAUCAGGUACCUGUCGUACCAAUAGGUACUAGUAGGUACCUAAAGGCCGGGGGAAAAAAAGAUAUCUAACGAACCUAAAGGAACACUUUACACACUAUCUUUUCAAAAACUUUACAACUCAGCCAUGACACUUGCAACACAAAUUCCUCUACUUGCUUCAACAAUGGGAACAAUUUUUUACUCUAACCGACAACGGGAAUUUCAUAGUUUUAUUACUUUAGCGAGCCUCAUUGCUGCUUUGCCACACGAGCUGGCCCAGCUUUCUACAUAUGCAUACGGAUGAUUAUUUGAUCAUAAAUUCCUCCUCAUCUUAAAAAAGACAUAGGCUAUGCCAUCAUAUUACUAUCAUAUUAAGCUUGAGGUUUAUCCCACGCCAACACCUACGUCCAAGAUACCAGGGAAAGUAUCGCAAUCCUACGAUAGGCCAGUCUGGCUACCGAAAGACACCUCGAACAUCUUCGACGACCUUCCGUCGCACCCUCGAACGCAGGCAGCUGUCCCGGCUCAUAGAGGCAAAACGCUAUUCAGCUGGCAGCAGAACCGAUCACCUAAUACGCAGGUGAAGACCAACACCAACACCAACGUCAUAGACUGCGGGGCACCUCGACCGCCUCGGUCCCAAGACGAUCGGAAUAUCAUACGACUUACCGAGAGACAGGUCCGACAACGAACACUAAGCUUUCCGCCGCCCCAGUCGUGCGCUGCUAUAAACCCGCAUACCGCAGUUAAGGAUUGGCGAUUCGGGCAGCUUAGGAUCGAGAGUAUCGACGUGGACGGCUACGAGGGACACGAAAAUAUGCAGACGGCAUCUGCAUCUGCAUCUGCAGCAGCGGCCGUCGUCGGCCCGUCUAUGGGAGGUGCUGCAGGCAAGGCUACGAAAGCGAAGUACGUCCCGCUGAACUCUUCCAAGAACACCGAAUUGGGUUGGGGGAUCGUACAUCUAUAUCGAGAAGAGGCGGAGAGCCCAGAGCUUGAGAUAUCCCCCGAUCGAAUGCCCGAGGGCGAUGGAGAGCAAGACAGCGCGCAAAUAGAUUGUACUACUGUCUGCAUUCCGGCGGUGCCGAGUUAUUUGUCUCCAAGCGACUUUCUUGGUUUCGUGGGCGAGAAUUGGAGGGACAAGGUCAGCCAUUAUCGUAUGGUUAUGACGGGUCGGAUGAACAGAUAUCUCGUCCUCAUGAAGUUCCGGGAGAGCAAACAGGCGCAACUAUUUAGGCGCGAGUUUGACGGCAGGGUAUUCAACGAUAUUGAGCCGGAGACGUGCACUGUUGCGUUUAUUAGGUCUGUCACCUUUGAGACUCCAACCCGUCCAAGUGACAGUUUUCCGGACCUCAGUCAAGAUCCAUUUACACCAUCUAAUUCGCUUAAACCGUUCCCGCCACCGACGCCCAGCCUGGUCGAACUACCUACCUGUCCCGUCUGCCUGGAGCGUAUGGACGAUACCACGGGUCUACUCACAAUCACAUGCCAACACGUAUUUCAUUGCUCAUGCCUACAGAAAUGGAAGGGCUCCGGUUGUCCUGUUUGUCGACAUACGAACCCAACGCUGUCAUCAUCGUCAUCUUCGAAUGCGCAUGGAUCAACCCCUUACGAUCCUGAUAACCCAUACACGCAACCUUUUGGUUCCCGAGUAUCGAACUUAUGCUCAGUCUGCGACUCUUCAGAUGACCUGUGGAUAUGUCUUAUCUGCGGAAAUGUGGGCUGCGGACGGUAUAAAGGCGGCCAUGCGAAGGAGCAUUGGAAGGACACGGCUCAUACCUUCUCCUUGGAGAUAGAGACUCAACACGUCUGGGAUUACGCUGGUGAUACGUGGGUACAUCGCUUGAUUAGGGACAAAGGUGAUGGCAAAGUUGUGGACCUGGGUCGACAAGGAGGGCCUACGGGACCUGACGAACACGAAGACCUAGACGUAGUGCCUCGUGCGAAGCUUGAGAGUAUCGGCAUGGAGUAUACUCAUCUUCUCAGCAGCCAAUUAGAGAGCCAGCGGGUGUACUUUGAGGAAAUGCUCUCAAAAGCUGCGGACAAGGCGACGAAGGCAGCCGCAGCCGCAGAGAAGGCUGCAGCCCAAGCAUCCCGGGCACUGAAGGAGCUUAAAUCGCUCCAAGAGGAACAAGAUCGCCUACUCACCGAAACGAUUCCGGAUCUUGAAAAAGACGUGGAGCGCGAACGUAAUCGGGCAACGAAAUCUACGGACCUUGCACGAGGGCUAGGCAAGAGUCUACAAGAGGAGAAGAAAGUGUCGGAAGGGCUCAUGAAACGGAUCGAGCAUGCGCACAAGGAACUCGAAAGCCUGGGUGAACAGGUGAAGGCCCUGAAACUGGAAAACGCGGAUCUGAAGGACCAAAACCACGACUUGACCAUGUUCAUCUCAGGUCAAGAAAAGCUCAAGCAAUUGGAAGCCCAGGGUGAAGUCGAGGAGGGAGAGGUUCGAGAGGGUAGCGUUUCCGUACCUGAGGACAAGAAACGUCGGAAGGGGAAAGGCAAAAGCAAGAACUAAUUUCCCCAUGCACAACAAUACCUAAUAAUGGUACGAGGUACUCAAGUCAAGUAUGAUGACAUUACAUAGUGGUCUUUGAAGCGAGCCGAUGGGCUGAUUGCGUUUCGAGUUUGUCGGAAGUUCACGCUUUACGCACGGAUUCAACGAGCGGUUCUUCGCAACCGAAGAGAGAGAACAUACAAUACAUACAAGGCUCUUGGAAGAAUAGCUCGAAGGAUAGCGAGGAAAGAGAAAGAGAAAGUUUUAAUUAUCGUGCGAGGGCUUGUAUAUUUGAUACGCAAGAUAUUUCUUAAUGAAAAAUAACUUAUUCCAGGCCAA